Lathyrus sativus (Indian pea) is the source of this 1638-nucleotide messenger RNA. The record is from the annotation of a GenBank genome assembly. Lineage: Eukaryota; Viridiplantae; Streptophyta; Magnoliopsida; Fabales; Fabaceae.
AUGGGUUUCUUUGCUACUUUCUUCGCUUUUCUUGGUUUCGCUCUCGGAAUUCCUCUUGGUCUUCUUGUUGGGUUUUUUCUCUUUGUUUAUUCUGAAGCCAAGCAAGUCAAGGUUCCUGUUGUUAGACCGAUUAGUGAAUUAGGCCCAAUUGCUGUGCAAGAGCUUUUACCUGAGAUUCCUCUAUGGGUUAAGACACCUGAUUAUGAACGAGUUGAUUGGUUGAACAAGUUUUUAUUGGAUAUGUGGCCGUUCUUAGAGAAGGCAAUUUGUGGGAUAAUUAGAACUACUGCAGAACCAAUAUUUGCUGAAUACAUUGGAAAGUAUCAGAUCAAAGCAAUUGAGUUUGAUCAAUUGAGCCUUGGUACUCUUCCUCCUAUUAUCUGCGGUAUGAAAGUUUUGGAAACAAAUGAAAAGGAAUUGGUGAUGGAACAAGUUAUCAAAUGGGCUAGCAACCCAAACAUAGUGUUGACCUUGCACAUGUUGUCUUUAAAGAUCAAAGUUCAGUUGGUAGACUUACAAAUAUUUGCUACACCGCGGAUAACUUUAAGACCUUUGGUGCCGACACUUCCAUGUUUUGCAAAGAUUGUGGUUUCCUUGAUGGAGAAGCCUCAUGUUGAUUUUGGGAUGGUGAUAUCAGGAGGGGACAUCAUGUCAAUACCUGGUCUUUAUAGAUUUGUUCAGGAAACAAUAAAAAAGCAAGUUGCAAGCCUCUAUCUUUGGCCUCAAACCUUGGAAAUUCCUAUUCUUGAUGAAUCAACGGUGGCGAUACAGAAGCCCGUGGGAAUAUUACAUGUGAAUGUGGUUAGAGCAAUCAAGCUUUUGAAAAUGGAUUUGUUGGGAGCUUCUGAUCCGUAUGUCAAACUGAGUCUCACUGGUGACAAACUACCCUCGAAGAAAACUACUAUCAAGAGAAAGAAUUUGAAUCCACAGUGGAACGAGAAAUUCAAGAUUGUUGUGAAAGACCCUCAAUCUCAAGUUCUCCAAUUACAAGUCUAUGAUUGGGACAAGGUUGGUGCACAUGACAAGCUGGGAAUGCAGUUAGUCCCGCUAAAGCUGCUUAAGCCGUACGAGAAUAAAGAAUUUACACUUGAUUUGCUUAAGGACACAAAUAUCAACGAAACACCAAAUAAGAAGUUCAGAGGACAAAUUGUGGUGGACUUGACUUUUGUUCCGUUCAAAGAAGAUAGUAUGAAGUUCAGGGGAUCCUCGGAAGGAUAUGUUAGAAAGGAUAGUGGAAUCAAUAGUAUAUCUGAUGAUGAGGUCGAAGAAGGAGCAGGUUUGCUUUCCGUUGUGAUACAGGGAGCCGAUGAAGUUGAGGGGGAUCAUCACAGUAAUCCAUAUGCUAUACUCACAUUCAGAGGCGAAAAGAAAAGGACAAAGAUGAUGAAGAAAACGCGUCAACCGCGUUGGAAUGAAGAAUUCCAGUUCAUGCUAGAAGAGGCUCCUCUACAUGAGAAGAUACACAUUGAAGUGAUGAGCAAGAGGAAGAGUUUCAGUUUUCUGUCAAAGGAAUCGUUGGGGCAUGUGGAGAUAAACCUGAAUGAUGUGGUGCAUAAUGGUAGGAUUAAUGAUAAAUAUCAUCUAAUAAAUUCAAAGAAUGGAGUGAUACAUGUUGAGAUAAAAUGGAAGGUGGCUUAA